Molecule: messenger RNA, 549 nt
Organism: Didymodactylos carnosus
Lineage: Eukaryota; Metazoa; Rotifera; Eurotatoria; Philodinida; Philodinidae
Source: the annotation of a GenBank genome assembly
AUGUCCGAUUGCGAUACGGGCAGAAUUGCAGAAUAUGGAACAACGUAUACAAAAUCCGAAUCCUUGCUCUCGAUUAUACUUCAAAUGUUGUUCGAUGGUAUUGAUGAUGAGUGUUUGAUGAAUACAAAUACAUUUAACGAUCUAUGGAAUUUUAUUACAAAUGAAGGAAUCGAAAGUAUAACACGAUUUUCUAAGUAUAUAGCUGAAGAUGAUUUAGAAUAUCAAAUAAAUGAUGAUGAAUCACCACUAUAUUUAGCAUUGCAAUUGUACAACAAAGAACAAGUAUGUCAAUUAUUUAAGCAACAUAAGAUUGCCGAUAAAGACAGAUUAUAUGAUACGGCGGCCGAUAAAAUUACCAGAGGUGGUUGGCUUUCAGGAAUGCAAUCAGUUAAUAGAAAAAUAGCACCAACAAAAUAUACCUUGUUACUUAAAUCCAUAUCACAAUUUGUACAAAUAACUGAUUCACCAUCUGUACACGCAAACACCAGUCAAUUGUCAGAAAUUACAGCUUCGGGUAAGCUUAAACUACUGAUCUACACGCUACAGUAG